AUGUACGGCGACGUGUUCAACGCCACGGCCGGCCCGGAGGCGGCUGGAGGCGGCGCGCUGGCCCUGGCGGCCACGGUCAAGGCAGAGGGCGCUUUGCCGCUGGAGCUGGCCACGGCGCGCGGCAUGCGGGACGGCGCGGCCACAAAGCCCGACCUGCCCACCUACCUGCUGCUCUUCUUCUUGCUGCUGCUGUCUGUGGCGCUCGUCGUCCUCUUCAUAGGCUGCCAGCUGCGCCACUCGGCCUUCGCCGCGCUGCCCCACGACCGUUCGCUGCGCGACGCCCGCGCGCCCUGGAAGUCGCGGCCGGUGUAGCUGCGGGGUGAGCCAGAGCCGGCCGGCGCAGUGUCCCGGUCUCACCCCCGGCCGCCAGUAGGAGCGGGGCAGGGCGAGCCCGACGCCGGGGGUCGCUGGCCCCUGGGCACGCCGCGCCCUGAUCCAAAGACCCUUUACGACCUCGAGCGGCAAGGCGGGCGUAAAGGGAGUCGGAGGCUUCGCAGGCUGCGUAGGGUCCCGAUCCCAGCAGCCGCGGGCUUCCAAGGUUCUGAUCCCCUGGAGGAGUCUCUUCCCCCUCCCCGGACAGCGGGUCUAGCCGGGGUGCCUUCCUGGAAGACGGCGCGCCAGCCCAGACGCAGGAGCCUUCCCCACCGCCUGCUGACUCCCUUACUUUGAACAACGGAGGGGCAAGCAUGGCUCGGCGAGAGCGUAACUAGCCAGGGGGGCUGCCUAAUCCAGACUCCCUGGCCGGGUGGCUGUCUUCCCGCGGCUGCUACCGCCUCUUCCACCCCUCGCCACCGAGGACCCCAGUCCCCCGAGAAUCCGAGAGUGAACUCAGCCGGACUUGCAAAUGAUGGCCUUUGGGGGCUGCGUCUCCUCAGGGAAGUGAGGGGAUGCUGACUUUAAGUAGGUCUCGCUCAGGUCCAAGGGUUCAGUUUUCUUUGUGGGCACGGGAGGGGAAGCUAGUCUAGAGGCACAGGGUCGCACCUGCAGCACCCUGUGGUCGGAGAUCCGCAUCCCGCAUCUCUAGGGACCACAUUUGUACAAUAAAACCUCACCGAAUUGGACCCAG
Panthera uncia (snow leopard) is the source of this 1066-nucleotide messenger RNA. It is a transcript of the gene SMIM32, whose product is annotated as small integral membrane protein 32. The record is from RefSeq and is a predicted model, not a curated record. The coding region runs from base 1 to 312 and encodes 103 amino acids. The transcript has a single exon. Lineage: Eukaryota; Metazoa; Chordata; Mammalia; Carnivora; Felidae.